ACCGCGCCUCCUCCAUCGAUCCCAAUUCACAAGCUCGCAGCUCAAGCCUCACUACACGCAGAUCCUAAGCAUUCGCUUGCCAUCGUCUCCUCCCCCUCUCGUUGCACCAGCGACACCAAGCAGAUGGCUCGCUUCGCCGUGGUCGCAGCCAUCGUCGCACUCCUCGCCGUCGCCGCCGCCGCGCAGGGGCCCAUGCCGGCGCCUAGGAUGGCCCCGCUACCUGCGCCUCCGGCGAGGUCCCCGGUCGCCACCGCUCCCACCGCAGCGUCGCCGUCCCCGAUGGCCUCUCCCCCUGCCCCUACCACCGAUGCCCCGACGGACGCUCCCUCCGCGAUGACGCCCUCCUCCGUCUCUGCCACACCCGAGGGAGCACCCACCCUCGCCCCGAGCGGCAACCCCGCGAGCUCCGCCGUGUACACCUCCGCCGCCAGCUUCGGCGCAGUCGCCGGAGCAGUCGCCGCCGCCAUCUUGUUCUAGAUGGACCCACGACUCUGUCUCUGCUUGCUGUUGUCUAUACAGUUUCAUCAUUUCUGAGAUUCUUUACUGCUCGUAUUACAGAUCGAGGAAAGGUUACACGACAUUGCGAUGUAAUCUUGUUAUGAGAUUAUUAUGAGUAUACAAAUUCGUUCAUUUGUUACCUUA
Molecule: messenger RNA, 642 nt
Organism: Hordeum vulgare subsp. vulgare (domesticated barley)
Lineage: Eukaryota; Viridiplantae; Streptophyta; Magnoliopsida; Poales; Poaceae
Product: classical arabinogalactan protein 4-like
Exons: 1
Coding region: 124-477 (117 amino acids)
Source: RefSeq, a predicted model, not a curated record